Messenger RNA from Batrachochytrium dendrobatidis JAM81, 531 nucleotides. RefSeq lists its product as uncharacterized. The record is from RefSeq and is a predicted model, not a curated record. The transcript has 2 exons. Lineage: Eukaryota; Fungi; Chytridiomycota; Chytridiomycetes; Rhizophydiales. The annotation marks the transcript as partial.
AUUACUCAAACGCCACACGAGUUUCUUGCCUGUGCCUUGCAGCAUCCUGCCAGCACUAAUUGCUGGUAUAGUGUGCUAUGGUCCUUCAAGGGUGAAUGGUUUCGUGCCAUGUCUCUAUAUGCUCCUUUGAAUCUCAUCAUGAUGUUAAUUUUUCGAGGAAAGCGUGUGCUCAAUAGCCCAUUACGAUCCUUGUUUCAUCUUGGAUUUUCAAUCUUGAGAUCAACAGUGUUUUUAACUUGUUAUGUGACAGCUGCAUGGACACUUCCUUGUUUGUUUCGUUGGUUGAAAGGAAGAGAUUUGCCGUGGAUGUACUAUGUCAAUGGGAUGGUUGCUGGAUCUAUGGUAUUGAUUGAAGUACCUGGAAGAAGACUGGAACUAGCCUUGUAUUGUCUUCCUCGUGCUAUAGAAUCGUUUUACAAUUCUUUGGCAAAACAAGGAUACGCUCGGUAUAUCAAAAAUGGCGAAGCUUUGUAUUUCUGCCUUUCAACUGGCGUUCUCAUGACACUUUAUCAAUCUGAUCCUGGCUCAAUU